This is a messenger RNA of Cladophialophora immunda, 972 nucleotides long. RefSeq lists its product as uncharacterized. Lineage: Eukaryota; Fungi; Ascomycota; Eurotiomycetes; Chaetothyriales; Herpotrichiellaceae. Gene Ontology annotation, molecular function: oxidoreductase activity. The transcript has 4 exons. Bases 1 to 972 code for a protein of 323 amino acids. The record is from RefSeq and is a predicted model, not a curated record.
AUGACGACCUCAGCCGAGCCGCAGAUCACCCCUUCUAUAGCCAUGAGCCAACAAGAUCACCUAGGGUCAGGUGAUGAGGGUUUACCGGAGGGAGCAGUGUGGAGCGAAAUCGAAUACCUUGCAGUGGAUGCAAAGCACCAGCACGAAAAGCCCUACGAGCUGAGGUUCCAGGCUGGAGGGACGAUUCCAGAGACAAACAUGGUGGAUGAAUCCAGAAAAGUGCUGAUCUGUAACUUCCGGCCGCUCGAGAAUUCUCGCAACUUCGAAGAAUAUGGCUUUUCGGCUGAGAAGAUUGGGUGCACCUUGCCAUCCGCAGAGUAUGAUGACAAGGAAAAGGUGGGCAAGACCUACUAUCCUGCCAUCAAACGAAUGUUGUGGCAAAAGUUUCCCGACGCAACACAGAUCCGAAUCUUGGAGCACGGUCUCCGUAAGAGGGAUCCAGAGUUCCCCGCCACCGACAAGCCCUUCUUCAAACACGUCCAGCCUUCCACCAUUGCGCACAUGGGUCAGUGGCUCGAUACAAUCCUGUGCCGGUACGGGACUCACCAAGUGCCAGACUACUCGAUCUACUCGGCAGCGCGAACUGCUCAGGGGGCGUUCAAGAUGGGCCCAGACCAAUAUCGGCGUCUGGUCACCGUCAACGUCUGGAAAUCUCUUCAAGGACCGGGCAACGACUGGCCACUGGCUCUCUGUGACUGGCGUACCUUGGACCGGCCAUCGGAAAGCGUGGUUGUCGACGUCGUGUACAGCAAGGACUUCACGGAGAACGAAAGCGUCUACUAUAGCCCGAACCACAAGUGGUACUACUUCAAAGAUUUACAAGACGACGAAGUCAUUGUAUUUCACCAAACCGACUCUGCUUUGCCAGGUGGCGGAGGUGUCGCCCAUGCAAGCUUUCAGAACCCAGACGCAGACAAGAACGCAGCCCCACGAACAAGUAUCGAGCUGAGAGCAUUCGUAUUCUACUUGUGA